CCACCCGCCCCCCAAAUAGGGAACCGAGCAGCUAAUCGUUUCUCUCCCAGCUGCCACUGGGCGCCACUUCCUUCCAGGUCUUUCACCAUUUCCUCUCCUCCUCCUCACCCUUUCUCCUUCACUCGUUCCUGCCCCAUCCUGCAGCAGAGGGGCUGCCACGUGCUGGUCCUGGGCUCAGACCCCCCCCACACCCCAGCCCCCAGCCCCACCUGCAGGCUGGUCUUUGCGCGUCCGGCGCGUUUUCCGUCCCCUCUGCUCCGUCCCCGUCCGCCGAGCCCCGGCCCGGGACGAGGGAGCCCAGACACCAUGGCCGUAUCGGGGGCCUGGCCCCAGCCGAAAAUCCGGCCUACACUCCUGCUUCUCCUGGUAGCUGCAGCCUGUGCACAGACGUCACCCAAAGGGAAGGAGAUGGCCAGCCCAGGGACCAGUGAGGAAAGCCGGCACAUCAGUACCGGUCCGGAAACUGCCUCGCCCACUGCCGAAUUAGCCAGCAACAGCUCCGAGCCUUCUGCCCAACUAGCCAGGAAUCCACCCACCGCGGCACAGCAGGAACCCACCGCCGCCCAGACGCUGGCAACGAAGGGUUCAGCUGGGCCAGUGUCUCCAUCUGGCCUUCCCUCUGCGGAGGCGACCGUGGCCCUGAGAUCUGGCCUGGCCGGGGCGACGGCAGCGGGUGGCAAACAGCCCGUCACGGAUCUGAAGCAGGAAGGGCUGAAGCGGCAAGCGGGCACAGUGGCAGGGAGCCCGGGUCCGGGGCAGAAGACUCAGACCGUGCCAGGCAUGGGCGGGCAGAGCACGAGUGCCCCCAUGGAGCCCGCCAAGGGCACCAAUCGGAGCAGGUACAACCAGACCGUGCCAGCCAGCACCGAUCGGACCAGCCGCUACAGGGCCGCCCCAGACCACACCGCUGGGCCCUCGAAGAACCAGCCCACCCCCACACGCUCGCCCCCUGCCCUCUCCCCCACCCCGCCUGCCAAGAAACCGAAGCCCAACUCCGAGGUCUUCACGCCGAUGCCGGCCUCCAGUCCCAGCCCCGUCACCCGCAAGCUGCCCGUGGGCAUCAUUGUGGUGCUGGUGGUUGUCACCAUCGUGGUGCUGGCCCUGCUCGCCGUGGCGCUGCACUGUCGGAGCCGGCGCCGGUCCGGCUCCACCAGCUUCAGCGGGUUGGCGGGGCCUGGUGAGUGGGCGGGGCCGGUGAGCCUGCCGGAGGAGAAGGGCGAGGGGCAGGCCGGGGCUGGGGGGCAGCAGGCCGGGCCGGGUGAAUCCAGGCGGCCCACGCUGACCACCUUCUUCGGGAAGCGCCACUCCCGGGUGUCCUCGGUGGCCAUGGAGGACGUGGCUGGGGCCAAGGGCGAGGGGCCCCUUUCGGAGCCUCUGCUGGCCCCGGGGGAGCAGGGGGGUGACCCUGUGCCGCAGGGGGCAGCGGAGGCCAAUGGGACGGUGCCCGGACCCACCUCGCCCCCUCCGGAUCCCCCCGCCAACGGGGAAUUCCCCCUGCCCCCUCCCAUGGAGCAGGAAGCCUUGCCCCCCGUGUAAGCCCCACCCCUAAUCAACUGCCCCGCCCACGGCGCCCCCUGCUGGGCGAGGCUGGGGAUGGAAUAGCUGGGAGCUCCCCCACAGCCAGUGCCCCCCACCCCA
Messenger RNA from Gopherus evgoodei (Goodes thornscrub tortoise), 1638 nucleotides. RefSeq names its product sialophorin (gene SPN). Bases 307 to 1536 code for a protein of 409 amino acids. Gene Ontology annotation, cellular component: external side of plasma membrane. Gene Ontology annotation, molecular function: heat shock protein binding; transmembrane signaling receptor activity. The transcript is spliced from 2 exons. The record is from RefSeq and is a predicted model, not a curated record. Lineage: Eukaryota; Metazoa; Chordata; Testudines; Testudinidae. Gene Ontology annotation, biological process: cell surface receptor signaling pathway; regulation of immune response; regulation of T cell activation.